AUGGAGCCUAAGGAUGAUGAGUAUAGGGUUCAUCUAAAUGGCGCGGGUCCUUUGGUCACAAAUGCCAUAAUUGUCCAUGUUUCAACCAAACAGACGUCAAAUAUUCACAAGCAGCUCAGGCUUGAGAUGGACGGGAAUUCGGUCAAGGUCAAGAGUAGCAUGGAGUCGAGUGUCAAUGGCGUUUAUGUUGUUGGUGAUGCCAACAACGACGGGAGCACCAACGCCCAUCACGCUAUGUGGAGCGCUAAGCGUGCUGCUGUCAAUGCACAUGUCUCGAUAUCUAAACAAGAAUACUUGGACGACGUUCCUUCCGCCAUGGUGGCAGCGGUCGGGGUCGGCGAAGUAUUUUACCAAGAUCAAAUUGAGCAGCAUGAGCUUCAACUUGAUGAUAUCGAGCAAAUGUACAAAGCUCUUGGUGGUUAG
This is a messenger RNA of Talaromyces rugulosus, 423 nucleotides long. RefSeq lists its product as uncharacterized. The coding region runs from base 1 to 423 and encodes 140 amino acids. Gene Ontology annotation, molecular function: oxidoreductase activity. The transcript has 2 exons. The record is from RefSeq and is a predicted model, not a curated record. Lineage: Eukaryota; Fungi; Ascomycota; Eurotiomycetes; Eurotiales; Trichocomaceae.